AAAUAUGAUGUCCAGGGUGGCUCAUGGCAUUGCUUCAAAUAUGCGGUCAAUACUUCCGAGGCUUGAGGCUUCAGUAAAAGGCGGAUUCUUUGGUGUUAGAAGUACCAGCAAGAACACCGACCUUACAGAGCACUUUACACUGGAUGAGGAGGUGACCAACGAGGAGUUGCUACAGUAUGAGGAGGGUUCAAAAGAGCGCUUGGAACUCGAAAACGCCCUUCUGGGCGUCCUUAACAGGGUGGAACAUGUGCCCAUCGUUAUUAACGGCCAGGAGUAUCAAGCCAACCAGGAAUUGCAACAGGUGCUGCCCUAUGAUAUCAAGCAGCCCAUAGCCCAUUACGGCCACGCCCACCGCGUCCUCAUCCAGAUGGCCAUCGAUAAGUGUCUGGAGGCGCAGAUGAAGUGGGAUAGGACCAAGCUCAGUGAACGGAUAGAUAUUUGGGAGCGGGCAGCGGACCUGAUAAGUGGAAGACACCGCUACAACAUCAUUGCGGCCACGAUGUUGGGCCAAGGCAAAACGCUGCGCCAGGCGGAGAUGGAUGUGGCCGAAUUGGUGGACUUUAUGCGCAUCAACCCGGUAUUCCUGCGCGAGUUGGCCAACUACGAACCCGUUAACGACACCCAAAGGGAGUGCAGGAAUUCCAUGCGGCUAAGAGGACUUUCAGGAUUUGUGGCUGCCAUUAGUCCUUUCAACUUCACGGGUAUUGCCGGCAAUCUGGCCUAUACGCCCGCUCUGAUGGGCAACUCGGUGCUUUGGAAGCCCUCCGAUUCGGCCAUCCUCUCCAACUAUUUCGUCUUCCAGGCCAUGCAGGAGGCAGGUGUUCCCAAAGGAGUGGUGAACUUUGUGCCCGCGGAGGAGACGACCUUCGCAUCCGUAGUAACGCAGCAUCCGAAGCUGGCUGGAAUCAAUUUCACUGGUACUUCAACGGUUCUGAAGGUACUGUGGCAACUAGUGGCCCAUAAUAUUCACUACUACGAAAACUAUCCCCGUUUGGUGGGCGAGGGAGGCGGCAAGAAUUUCCACUUCGUACAUCCCUCGGCGGAACCGGAAACGGCAGUGGCCUGCACUAUAAGGGCAGCCUUCGAGUACUCCGGCCAGAAGUGCUCCUCCUGCUCCAUGUUGUAUGUUCCACAAUCCCUCUGGGAGAGCCAUAUAAAGGAGCCCCUUCUGAGGAUCACCGGAUCUCUGGUCACCGGACAUGCCACGUACUGCGACUGUUUCUGUUCGGCGGUUAUUAAUCGACGAGCCUACGAUCGCAUCUACAUGUGGUUAAGAUACAUUGCCCAGAGUCCCAGUUGUCAAAUCUUAACCGGAGGAACCUGCGACAAGCAAAGAGGUUACUAUGUGGAUCCUACGGUGGUGCAGGUCAAAGAUCUGGACAACAUCAUAUGUCGGGAAGAGCUGCUGGCGCCCAUCCUUGGUGUCUACGUUUAUCCGGAUGAGAAACUCAAGGAGACCAUGACAAAGGUGGCCGAGAUCAAUCAUGGGCUGAUAGGAUCGGUGUUUGCCAGGGAUCAGGACUUCGUCGAGGAGUCCUACGAAGCCUUUAGAUUUAAUGUGGGCAGCCUGAAUGUAAAUGACAAGUCCACCGGGUCCAUGGUUGCUCAGCAGCCUUUUGGAGCGGGUCACAUGACUGGCACCAGCGACAAGUUGGGCAGUCCUCACGCCCUGCUGCGAUGGACCUCGCCCCAGGUGAUCAAGGAGUCCUACAAGCCGCAUAUGAACAUCUAUUAUCCGUAUAUGAAAAUGAACGAACUGGAGCAAGGUGUUAUUCACAUGCAGAGCGAGCAAAGUGAAGUGGUCUGCGAGGAUAAGAACACCUUCGAGGAUUCUAACAAAGAGGACAAUCGCCUGAUAUAACAUCUAUUACGGCCAUUCAUGACUCAAAUUAUUG
Messenger RNA from Drosophila suzukii, 1895 nucleotides. It is a transcript of the gene P5CDh2, whose product is annotated as delta-1-Pyrroline-5-carboxylate dehydrogenase 2. The record is from RefSeq and is a predicted model, not a curated record. Gene Ontology annotation, cellular component: mitochondrial matrix. NCBI's taxonomy places the organism in Eukaryota, Metazoa, Arthropoda, Insecta, Diptera, Drosophilidae. Gene Ontology annotation, molecular function: L-glutamate gamma-semialdehyde dehydrogenase (NAD+) activity.